GCAGAUUGAGAUGGAGGGGGGACCAAACCUCUCACUUGAUCUGUAUCAGUUCCCCUGGGUCGCGGCAUGAACGCCAUUUGGGAAUGUAGUUAUCAUUUGCAUUGUUUGCUUGAAAUUCACGGCACAGGAGCUGAAGAGGGACGUGUUGUUACUCCAGCGAUGUGAAGAUUUAUGAGCCACCCUUUCUUGUUGCAGAGAGCCAGUCAGCGUGAUCCGCUCCUGCUAUGCUGAUACUAUGAGCUAACACCAAGCUAGCACAUUUGAUUGUUUUGGGAGAUACAUUUUUGAAGAACUCCUACAUUGACACAUGAAUUAGACACUUUUGUUGGUUGUUGUUGUUAGUUGUCAUCAAGCUGGAACACAAAGGGGAAUGUCUAACCAAGGAGUUAGGAGGAAUGGCCCAGUGAAGCUGCGGUUGACAGUCCUGUGUGCAAAGAACCUGGCAAAGAAAGACUUCUUCCGGUUGCCAGAUCCCUUUGCCAAAGUGGUGGUGGAUGGCUCAGGACAAUGCCACUCUACAGACACUGUGAGAAAUACGCUGGACCCAAAAUGGAAUCAACAUUAUGAUCUAUACAUUGGAAAGGCAGACUCCAUCACCAUCAGUGUGUGGAACCACAAGAAGAUCCACAAAAAGCAGGGAGCAGGUUUUCUGGGCUGUGUCCGCCUCCUGUCCAAUGCCAUCAACAGACUCAAAGACACAGGCUAUCAGAGACUGGACCUAAAUAAACUGGGCCCCAAUGACAAUGACACUGUGAGAGGACAGAUAGUUGUAAGUCUUCAGUCCAGGGAUCGCAUCGGUACGGGAGGACCGGUGGUGGACUGCAGUCGCCUGUUUGACAAUGACUUACCCGAUGGAUGGGAAGAGAGGAGGACAGCAUCAGGAAGGAUACAGUACCUGAACCACAUCACUCGUACCACACAAUGGGAGAGACCCACCAGGCCAGCUUCGGAGUACUCCAGCCCAUCAGGGCGUCCUCUGAGCUGUGUGGUGGAUGAGAACACGCCAGUGAUGACGCCCGUUAACGGGGCAGAGGCCAGCGGCCCGCCAGGUGAACAGCGACUCCAGGAGAGAAGGGUUCGAUCGCAGCGGCACCGUAACUACAUGAGUCGAACACACCUGCAUACACCGCCUGACCUGCCUGAGGGUUAUGAGCAAAGAACAACUCAGCAGGGCCAGGUCUACUUCCUCCACACACAGACUGGAGUCAGCACCUGGCAUGACCCCCGGGUUCCCAGGGAUUUAAGCAAUGUGAACUGUGAGGAGCUCGGCCCUCUGCCACCAGGUUGGGAAAUCAGAAACACCGCAACCGGCCGUGUCUACUUUGUCGACCACAACAAUCGAACAACACAGUUCACAGACCCGCGACUGUCUGCUAACCUACAUCUAGUACUCAACAGCCCAAGUCCAAAUGGUUCCCGUGUGGCCAUGGACUGCCAAAACACUAACCUCAGUCAUCCGACUCAGUUGAAGGACCAGGUUGUUCCUGGUGUCCCUCAGCAAGCUAUGUCCCCAGCCCAGUUGCCUGAAGAGGCAGAGUGCCUGACGGUGCCCAAGUACAAGCGAGACCUGGUGCAGAAGCUGAAGAUCCUGCGGCAGGAACUAUCUCAGCAACAACCCCAGGCUGGCCACUGCCGCAUCGAGGUCUGCCGUGAGGAGAUAUUUGAGGAGUCAUACCGACAAGUGAUGAAGAUGCGUCCAAAAGAUCUCUGGAAAAGACUGAUGAUCAAAUUCAGAGGAGAAGAGGGGCUCGACUACGGUGGGGUAGCAAGGGAGUGGUUGUACCUGCUGUCCCAUGAGAUGCUGAAUCCGUACUAUGGCCUGUUCCAGUACUCCAGAGAUGACAUCUAUACUUUACAGAUUAACCCUGAUUCUGCCGUCAACCCUGAGCACCUGUCGUACUUCCACUUUGUGGGUCGUAUCAUGGGCAUGGCAGUGUUCCACGGCCACUACAUUGAUGGAGGCUUCACCCUGCCCUUCUACAAACAGCUGCUGGGAAAAUCGAUCACGCUGGACGACAUGGAGUCUGUCGACCCGGACCUCCACAACAGCCUUGUCUGGAUCCUGGACAAUGACAUCACUGGCGUCCUGGACCAUACCUUCUGUGUAGAGCACAAUGCCUACGGAGAAAUCAUCCAACACGAGCUGAAACCCAACGGCAAGAGUAUCCCCGUCUCUGAGGACACCAAGAAGGAGUAUGUCAGGUUGUAUGUGAACUGGCGUUUCCUGCAUGGCAUUGAGGCUCAGUUUCUGGCCCUGCAGAAAGGCUUUAAUGAGGUUAUCCCACAACACCUGCUCAAAGCCUUCGACGAGAAGGAACUUGAGCUGAUCGUCUGCGGCCUGGGAAAGAUCGACAUCUCUGACUGGAAGUCCAACACUCGUCUGAAGCACUGCACCCCCGACAGCAACAUCGUAAAGUGGUUUUGGAAAGCAGUGGAGUCAUUUGAUGAGGAGAGGAGGGCCCGGCUGCUGCAGUUUGUUACUGGCUCAUCCAGAGUCCCUCUGCAGGGCUUCAAGGCUUUACAGGGUGCUGCAGGGCCCAGACUCUUCACCAUUCACCAGAUCGAUGCAAACACCAACAAUCUGCCCAAAGCCCAUACCUGCUUCAAUCGGAUUGACAUUCCACCCUACGAGAGCUACGACAAGCUAUACGACAAGCUGCUGACUGCGAUCGAGGAGACCUGCGGCUUCGCAGUGGAAUGAGACACAUUGGAGAGCGUGUUUGUGUGUGUUUGUACAUGUGUAACUGUGUGCAGGACUCUCAGACUAUUACUGUCACUGCGACGUGCCGACAUGCUCACUCAGAGCUUUCGACCAGCCUGCAGUCUUCCUCCUUUCUCACCGCUGUCCACAUUCUUCCCUUAUCAAUAUGUUUGAACAGCUGCUAGAGAGACAUACCGUCUUUUUUUUGUUUGUUUUUAAUCACUAUUUUGGUGUAGUUCAUGUGACUAAUGGUGAAAUACAGAGAGCGAAUCAAGUUAAGAGCUGCAGAAUAACUGUUUUGUUUUGGAUUAUCAUUGUGAGUGGGAGUUUCUUUUUCUAUUUGUUAGUGUCGGCUGGUCUUUGCAGUCAGAAAAGGAAACGAUGAAAAUAUCUGCACUGCCCUAUCAUCUCACUUCAGAUCAAAUCAGUUCAGGAAGCAGAUUAUCAACUUACUGCUCAACAUCUUAUAACUUCCCAGUCAUUUGAGAACAUUGAGUCACUAUUUUGUUUAGCAAUUUGAACCCAGUGAAUUAGUCUUUGUCAUGCCACUGAAUUUUUAACACACAUAUUCUGCAGGUAGCCAUAUCUUGCCCUCGGUAGCCAUCUUCACCUCAAAUGUAUACACCUUCCAACCCCCACGGCUGCAGAGUUAGUGUGCUUCACCUUGUAGGAGCGCCACAAAGUCAUCCUACCUUAGUGUGUAAUGCUUUGAUACCUGAAGGGUUUCAUUCCAAAAUGGUAUGUGACAGAUUUAGUUUAAAUCUGAUGAUGAAAAUUAACUAUUUUUACAGCAGUGAAACAUAAUCAGUGCAGUUUAUAUACCAGCUGUCAUUUAAUAAUAUAUCAUUUUGAAAUGGAACUUUGACUUGGAUGCAGGUUUGAUGUUUUGUGGUGCUUUUGAGUUGAGCUUGUCGUAUGUUGUUAAAAAAAAAAUAGAGGGACGGACUCUGGUAACGAAGAAGGUGUGAAUCUUAAUUGUUUUCCCUGGAUCACUGCACAGUGUGUCCAAAGCCCAUGUAAACGUGUUUGUCUCCGUGUUGCGGCAUGUGUAUACAAACGUACGCUUGUAUGCGAGGAAGUUAGACGUUUAAUAGAUGAACUCCACUAGCACAGUAUCUGAUGCUGCAGAGCUGUUUGAACCUCACUGCUGAGCCUGGUUCAUCUUCCUUUAUCCUCUUAGUCACACAUUCUUCUCCAGCAGAAAUGAGUAUGCAUGUUUUUCCUUUUUUUUCUUUUUUCUUUUUUUUUUUAAUCCAGUCCUGCAAACUUCCUGUCAGAUCACAUAUGAAAAGGGCACAACUGUCCACGGGACCAGGCUUGAUAAAAAGCUGUUCAAGGCAGACGACUAUUUUCAGUCACGUCAUCAGUUUAAAAAGGCAGAAAUAUUUCUUUUUCUCUCUUUUGUGACUUUUAGAGCACUUUACAAACUGAGCAGUGAUGGCAGAAGUGCUUUCUUCUCAUUAGAUUAAAAUAUAUCAUGUUUCAUUUGCUAUACAACUACAUUAGAAAUAUACAGAGUAAAAAGUAUCUAUACACCUGUAAUUUUUGAGUAUAUAUGUACAAAUACAUAGCUAUUUUGUAUAUUGUUGCUUGUUCUUUCUGUUCAGUGUCAAUGCAAGCAUGUUGAUGUCUGUCACAGACCUCUUUGCAUUCUCAGGUGAAGUUGUCCUUUGUUGUUUUUUUUAAAGUUUUUUUUUAUUAUUUUACAUUUAUUAGGCUAGUAUGUGAGGAGGGAUAAACUGGUUUUGAUGGAAAUUUUAUUUCAGAGGCCCUGUCUUUAAACCCAUGAUGGUGUCAGUUUAAAGUGAUAUUUUCUUUCGGUCAAUCACUUUCACUUUUUAGCACACACACACACACACACCGUCACAGGAGAACAUGAAUGUGUGUUUGCUGCUCUGGAUGUCUGGAUUUCAUAUUUACAUGAGCAGUCUGUAUGCAACAUGAUUUAUUAAAAGCAAUGAAAUGGACUGAAUGUUGUCAGUGGCUACAGAUCUUUAGAGCUGCAAAUGGUGGAGUUGACUGCUGCUGAACUCCUGAGUGCUACACAGUGAAAAUGUUCAACCAAAUAAGAUAUCACUGAAAACCACAGAGAGGCAACAGUGAGUAGCAUCUUUUAUCAGCAGAGCCUCCAUCCAAAACCUCUGCGUGAAUGGAUGCUCAAGAGAUAAAAGCAUAUUUAUUUGCAUAAGUAUUACUCUUAGAAAACAUUUUGACUUGGAAACAAUUAGUUAAAUGUUCUUUUUUUUUUUAAAACAUGUAUAUUGCCUGCAUUUAUUUGCAACCAUGGACAGUUUGUUAGCUCAUACUCUGAAACCGUGUGUGUUUAUUUUGUGGUCAUCAUGGCACAAAACAAAAAGAGUACAUCAAAAUUGUUGUCUUUGUACAGUUGCAGAGAAUUUAUUUGAUUUUACCUUUAAUAACCUGACUCAGAGGCAGAAUAGAAAUAAAUGCAUUACAAGUUCUUUUGCACACAUUUAUGCAUACUUGGGCUCCAAGUUAUAAUCGGACACUUCCUUCUAUUUACCAAAUAGUUAAUGGACUGAUUGAUUUUUAUGUAGAUACACACACACACAUAUAUAUAUAUAUAUACACACACACAAACAUGUUCUUGAUAUGCACACAUGUAUGUUUGUCCAGUGUACACAAUCCACUUCUGCUCUUUGUUACUUUUUUUUUCAGCACCAAGGUUUCUGGCUGGUUCAGUUUUCAGUGCAAAGGUUGUGGGGAUUGAGUAUUUCCAGAUGAGGGGAAAUCCUACUUUCUCCUUAAGACCAUUAAAAUGGUUGGACAUUGUCGACAAUUUUGAAGAUCAAUGUUCACUUUUGUAAAUUUCAAAUCAAUGUGAGGUGAUUUUGGUGUAAUCCGAUUGAUUUGAUGAUUCUAAUGGCAUUUAAUGGCCAAAUGAGCGCCAGACCUUUUGUCUAUAAUAUCAGUUCAUCAAUGUUCAUUUAAUUAUUUCAUCAGUUAAAAAUCCACAAUGAGGUGUGUGAUGUUUAGCAGUCUCUCUCCCCACACUUUGAAGUACACAUUUACAGGUUUAUGUACAAAUUCUUGGGUGUGUGUAAAUUACUUUUGAUUCAGUACAAAACAGGAUUUUUUUUUUUACUGCACCAUGUUUGUGUUUCUUUGAUUUCCUAUCUGGUUUUGUAUUUAUUAUUACAGUAUAUGUGUUCAUAGUUUUUCACAUCAGCUGCUCUGUGAGCUUGUAACUGACACCUGUACAUAAGGACAAUAAAGAAGCAAAAUAAUAAACUUCUUGUACCCUUGCAGAAAGCUGAGCAAUAAAACUAUGCUGUUUGGACCUCACAGCAUUAUGUUUUAUAGAACUAAAUGUGUCGCUGUCUUUUCUUUACUGCAGCAAC
This is a messenger RNA of Scomber scombrus (Atlantic mackerel), 6063 nucleotides long. RefSeq names its product E3 ubiquitin-protein ligase SMURF2-like. The record is from RefSeq and is a predicted model, not a curated record. Gene Ontology annotation, molecular function: ubiquitin protein ligase activity; protein binding. NCBI's taxonomy places the organism in Eukaryota, Metazoa, Chordata, Actinopteri, Scombriformes, Scombridae. Gene Ontology annotation, biological process: ubiquitin-dependent protein catabolic process; negative regulation of BMP signaling pathway. The transcript has 20 exons. Bases 371 to 2701 code for a protein of 776 amino acids.